Messenger RNA from Oxyura jamaicensis (ruddy duck), 1507 nucleotides. RefSeq names its product aldo-keto reductase family 1 member A1 (gene AKR1A1). The transcript is spliced from 11 exons. The record is from RefSeq and is a predicted model, not a curated record. Gene Ontology annotation, cellular component: cytosol. Gene Ontology annotation, biological process: aldehyde catabolic process. The coding region runs from base 422 to 1405 and encodes 327 amino acids. Gene Ontology annotation, molecular function: aldose reductase (NADPH) activity. Lineage: Eukaryota; Metazoa; Chordata; Aves; Anseriformes; Anatidae.
CCGUGAGGCGGGCCCGCCAUUUCCUCGCCCGCCCCCUGCGCCGGCCCCCUCAGCGCUCCGCGGGCCCGCCGGGGCCGUGAGGAGCGGCGCUGACCCCGAGCCCUUCCCACGGGGAACCGGCCACGGGACGGGGACACCAGGGCCCGUUGCCCGCCUCCGGAAGCGGAAACAUCGAGGGAAGCAGCAACCGGGGCGAGAAGCAGCGGCUGGCGGCGUGUGCGUCCCUAAUUCUCGUGUUUCCAUUCCAACGGAGUCUGUCGUUCUGCUCGCUGCGACGUUAAUAUACAACAGGAUUAUACAAACUAAGGAAAACAACUGUGUUCAUCACUUCUACUGCCAAACAGUGAGGAUGCUCACAUGAGAACUUGCUGCUCUUUUAGAUAAAAGCAAGGACAUGCAGGUGGCCUAAUCACAGGCAAAAAUGUCUGCAGCAUGUGACUUCGUUACACUCUGCACUGGGCAGAAGAUGCCUCUCAUAGGACUGGGAACCUGGAAAAGUGAACCUGGCCAGGUGAAAGAAGCAGUGAAAUACGCCCUAAGUGUGGGUUAUCGCCACGUUGAUUGUGCAGCAGCUUACAGCAACGAAGCUGAGAUCGGUGAGGCUUUCCAGGAAAGCGUUGGACCCAACAAGGUUAUUAAAAGGGAGGACCUGUUUGUAACAUCAAAGCUGUGGAACACCAAGCACCACCCAGAAGAUGUAGAGCCAGCACUAAGGAAAACACUUGGAGAUUUGAAACUGGAUUACUUGGACCUGUACCUCAUGCACUGGCCUCAUGCCUUUGAACGAGGGGACAAUCUCUUCCCGAAGAAUCCCGAUGGCACAAUGCGGUAUGAUUACACUGAUUACAAGGAUACCUGGAAGGCUAUGGAGAAGCUUGUAGAAAAAGGUCUUGCAAAAGCCAUUGGGCUGUCAAACUUCAACAGUCGUCAGAUUGAUGAUAUAUUAAGUGUGGCUACUGUCAAACCAGCUGUGCUCCAGGUAGAAUGUCAUCCGUACCUAGCUCAGAAUGAGCUGAUAGCUCACUGCCAGAAAAAAGGACUGGUUGUUACUGCCUACAGUCCCCUGGGUUCUCCAGAUCGCAUGUGGAAACACCCAGAUGAGCCUGUGCUUCUAGAGGAACCUGGGAUCAAAAAACUGGCAGAAAAAUACAGCAAGUCACCCGCGCAGAUCAUCCUCAGAUGGCAAGUGCAGCGUAAAGUGGUUACCAUUCCCAAGAGCGUCACUCCCGCUCGCAUUCUGCAGAAUCUUCAGGUGUUUGAUUUCAGUCUCACAGAAGAGGAGAUGAGCCACAUUGGAAGCCUGAACAAAAACUGGCGUUACAUUGUGCCAAUGCUUACGGUGAAUGGGAAGCUAGUACCAAGAGAUGCUGGACACCCCCAUUACCCCUUCAAUGACCCCUAUUAACUACAAAAUAAGGUGUUAGAAUAACGUGCUCCUCUGCAUACUUUUCCACAAAGUAAUGAGUGCCACAGUUUGUCAGGAAACAAAACAAAACAAAAAAACAAA